Fomitopsis serialis is the source of this 2363-nucleotide messenger RNA. RefSeq names its product carboxypeptidase S. The record is from RefSeq and is a predicted model, not a curated record. The transcript is spliced from 14 exons. Gene Ontology annotation, cellular component: fungal-type vacuole lumen. Gene Ontology annotation, molecular function: metallocarboxypeptidase activity. Lineage: Eukaryota; Fungi; Basidiomycota; Agaricomycetes; Polyporales; Fomitopsidaceae. The coding region runs from base 319 to 2097 and encodes 592 amino acids.
GCACGACCUGCGCACAACUAUGCUACGGCAUUAUUCACGAUGCAAUAUUCUCUUGUGACUCUACCCAGUAUUAUCGUGGUUGCCUAACUUCCCCUGCCCCUUUGUCUGACUCCGAUCCUCAGUCGGAGGCCAUGCGAGGAUCAACCAUAUACGCCUGGGAGUCAGCCGGUGGUAUCUCUCAAGCACUCAAAGACGCGCCAUCGUUCAUAUGUUCUACGAACAUGUCUUAUCGCUGGGCCCUGGAAGGACGCAUUGCCGCAACUGCCGCCCGGGAACACCAUGCGUCCCACUUCCCCCGCGAACGUAUAAUUAUGCACCAUGGGAUGGCGCGCAUCCAUCCCCCUUCGACUUUUCGCCAUGUCUUCGUUCGGAGAGAAGGGACGUGUUCAGCCGUCUGAGCUUCCCCAGCCAGCUCAGAGCCCUCGACGCUCAUUCUCGCGACUUGCUUCUCUCAAGUGGAUUCUCACUCUUGUCUUCGCGUCUGCGGUCUGCUACACUUUCCAGCCUGCGAGUGACGGUAUUCUGGCACUCUGGGAUGGGCCCGAAGUAGGAACGGCUGCCUUGUGCUCGCAGGCAACUGCCCUUAGCCCGGUGAAGAACGCGGGGCUGUUCAAGACCCUAGCCAACACGUAUAGCACGGACGAGUUCUUGCACAGGCGCACGCAAUCUUACGAUGACUUGGGUCCCAUCGGCGAGGACCCUCGCUGGGAAUCGUUUGGUCCCUUCCACGGUUACUUGCUGAAGGCGUAUCCUCAAGCCCAUGCCACGUUGGAGCUCACCAAGGUCAACACAUAUGGCCUAGUAUACGUCUGGAAAGGCACGGAUGAGUCACUCAAGCCUCUCCUGUUGACGGGACACCAGGAUGUUGUACCUGUUAACCCUGACACCUACGAUUCAUGGACGCAUCCACCAUUCUCGGGCUAUUUCGAUGGCAAGUUUGUUUGGGGUCGUGGCAGUAGGGAUGACAAAAGCGGUCUCAUCGGUAUCUUGACGGCUGUCGAACUUUUGCUGGAAAGUAACUUCCAACCGACUCGCGGGGUCGUUCUUGCCUUCGGAUUUGACGAGGAAGUUAGCGGCCGCCGUGGCGCGUCUGCGCUUGGCGAAUAUCUGCUUUCGACAUAUGGCGAAAACGCUUUCGCGAUGCUGGUUGACGAAGGAGGUUCGAUCGCCGAGCAAUACGGGGGAACGUUCGCUCUCCCUUCUGUCGCGGAGAAAGGCUAUAUCGAUGUGCGCGUCGAGAUAGCGGCACCAGGAGGCCACUCUAGUGUUCCGCCUGCCCAUACGACUAUCGGCAUGCUCGCUGAGCUCCUUGUCCACUAUGAGAACAAUCCCAUUGAAGCCAAGCUCUCUCGGGGAACCCCCACGUACUGGCACGCUGAAUGUCUCGCAGCUCACGCCCCCGAGCUGCCUUCCUCGUUUCGAAGCGCGAUGAGGAAGGCUAGCUCGUCCGACAAGGCACUGAAGGCGGCUCAGGACGAGCUGUUCCAAGAUCUCGCAUUCAAAGCGCUUGUUGGUACCACUCAGGCUAUCGACGUGAUCGGCGGUGGUGUCAAGUCGAACGCCCUCCCUGAGAACGCCAUGGCCGUCAUCAACCACCGUAUCGCGUCUGACAGCUCUGUGAGCGUGGUCCAGGAGCACAGUAUCGCGACGUUAGAGGGCCUCGCCGCAAAGUUUAACUUGUCGUUUACCGCGUUCGGAUCAAGCAUUACGGGCGAUACACCUGCCUACGGGUCGCUGGCGCUCAGCGACGCAUGGGGAACAGCGCUGGAACCUGCCCCUGUCACGCCAACGGGCGCGGACGCGGCGCCUUACCAGCUCCUCUCGGGCACCAUCAAGUCGACGUUCAACGCGCAUCGCGAUCUGACUCAGGACGGUAUCACUGUCGUUCCCAGUAUCGUGUCUGGCAACACUGAUACACGGUAUUACUGGAAGCUUACGCCCCACAUCUUCCGCUACACCCACUACAAUACUGGCAGUGGUAGUGCGCUGAGUGGCGUGCACACAGUGAAUGAAGCUUGCGACGCGCAGAAUUUCGUGGAGAUGAUACGGUUCUUCACGACGUUGAUCCUCAACGCCGAUGAGUCGACUGCACUCUGAACGCAUUGACUUCGCUCCUGUUACUUUGAAAAAUGUCGGGUAUCCAGUGAUGCCAGAACUGUACGACGCUGUCGUGUUGCAGAGGUGCGGUUGAGCUUCCUGAGCCCAUCAACACAAAAACCCGUUGACGCUACUCUAUGUAUUCUGCACAGGCACCGUGCUCCGCCGAGGUGGAGGUUCACUGUACUAGAGUGGUUGGGAAUCAUGACCGUGUUCCACACAAGAUGUCGUAGUGUGGUUUCAGGGCUUUCAGCCGGCAGCCAUCC